CUCACGGCUAUACAUAGCAUGAUAAUUUCAGUAUGAUCGAUAAAAUUACUUAAGAUAACGUAGUGAUAUGUUAGAAACGUCGUAGAAGCUAAUAUAUUUAUUACGCGGUGCGUGUACUCGCGUAGGUAGACGAUGUCAGCGAAAGGAAAGAAAAGAAUACACAGGAAGCGUGAAGGUGGUGGAAACAGGGGGUGGGGAUGGCAGCGACAGUGAUGUGGUAACAGCUGUAGCUUCAAGCUUUUCGAAGAAUUUUCGAACAAAAUCGUAUUAGUGUCUUUUUUUUUAAUACGUAUAAUCAUAACAUUGAUAGCUCCGUGAAUCGUAGACCACGUUGGAAUACAUUGAAAGUUGAAGUGUCGCACAUCCGCAGGAGGCCAGACGCGAAUCCACGAAUGUCGGUGGACGCGGUGAUUGCGGCAUAUAUAACUGCAUAUAACGCGCAGUGCGGACGAAACAGCUAAAUGUGGUGUCGGCGUGAGCAUUUGUGACGCGCGCCAUGUCGCGCGUUCCCAGCUGAUCCUACGUUUGACAUAACGUGCACGUAUUCCCGCAGACGUUCUGUUCAACAGCAGCACCGAAAAUAACGUAAUUACGAAGAAGAUAUAACCGCGCGAUCUUCCUUGAUGCGUGAUUCAGUCGUGAUCUAGUAAAAUCCGAGCUGUUCCGAGAGAGAAUGGCGGAGCUGGAUGACUUAUUUCACACGGAUCAAUAUGUAGGCCCGGAGCGCCUUACUGAUUUGUGCUACAAACUGAUCUGCGAGAAUCUUGACAUUAUUUCGAUAAAGGGAAGACGCGGCCAUCGGAUACUACGAAAGGGAAUAACCUUCCCGAGCGAGAUAUGCGACAAGAUUAUAGAAUACGCGCAACGUAGUGAGGCGACCGAGGAUGACGAUUGCUUUUUCUCCAUUUUCAAAAAUCUAGCGGCGACCCGACUGAAGCAUGUUAAGAUCUCUAAUUGCAGCCUGACCGACACUUCGGUUCAGACGCUUGUCAGCCACAAACUUUAUGAUUUAGAACUCACUGAUUGUAGUAAUGUAACAGAAAUCUCUAUUGAACAUAUUAAUGCCAAUUCAGAGAACUUACACAGUUUAGCAUGUUAUGGAACUUCGAUGAUUAUACCUUCUAGUUUAAGUGCCUCCGGCUCGUCCAACAAUUAUGUCCAACAAUUACAAUACUAUGGACGAGAUUACCAAACACGAAGAUACGUUUUCAAAACGCCGAAUUUAAAGCGACUGGCAUUAGCAUAUGUAGGAAUACCUUCAUCAGAAUAUGCAUUGCUACUAGCAGGAUUAAUGAAUUUGACGCAUCUAGAUUUAUCCAAUAGCUGUAACAUUGAUACUUUUGAAUUUUAUCACUUGGUACCAAAUUUAGUAUCCUUAGCUUUGUACAACGUUAAGGUCAAUACUGACCCAAAAUCUUUUGUUAAGAACAUCUGUCAGUUGAAGAAUUUGAGGCACUUGGAUAUUUCUCAGUCGUGUCAUAAACAGGGACAGUUUGAGAAUCCUAAUAAGAUCUUGUCUGACCUAGUGACUGGUCUACCUCAGUUGGUUUCUUUAGACAUCGGUGGCACAAACCUUGCAGGGAGAGGUGUAGCUGAACGUCCCAUAAAUACAAAUAUUGAAGACACCAAUUUUGGACAGCUUUCCGAUAUACCAGGACUCGCAUCUAAAAUACAUAAGCCAUUACAAUUUUUAGGACUUUAUGGAACUACUCAUGGUGCUUGUAGAAGACAUGAUAUACCAGCAAAAGUGGUCGCUGGAGAUGCAAAUGAGGAUCAAAUACUGAUCGCAGCUCAUGUUUGUAUGGACAAUAAACAAGAAUUAUUGCAAAAAGUAUUGAGCGAUUUAUACCAUGUAUUUAGAUUUGAAAAUUGUCAUAGAAUGGAUCAAGCACUAUGUACUGUCUUGGAAGCGAUGGAAAAGCAUCCAGCUCAGAAGCAUAUACAAAUAUCUGGAAGCGCCACGUUAUUUUACAUAGUAAAGAUGAAGGAAAAGGGUGAAUUAGUAGCACGAAUGAAGAAAAGGAUUAUCAGUACUCUCCUUGCUGGUAUGAGUACACAUAGAGAUGAAGAAACUAUGAUGCGGAACGGUUGUUUGGCAUUGUGUCAAUUCCGCAUACCACAUGACGUGAUGUCCAAUUAUGAAACCCUUGUAAAAGUACUUCUACAUUCAGCCAAACACUCGGAACCAGAAAGUUUCGUUCAAAGAAUUGGCAUAUAUCUAUUGAACUCUUUAGCUUGUCAAGUGGAAGGUAAAGAGAAAAGAUUACUUGGCAAAUUGGGUUGUGUUAAGACUAUGUUAGAAUUGGUGGAGUACAGGGUGGAGACAAAUAUAUUCGACGAUGUAUUAGAAGUCGCAUGGUCGACUAUGUGGAAUAUGACAGACGAAACGUCUAUAAAUUGCGAACGAUUCUUAGAUGAGGAAGGCAUGGCACUCUUCCUGAAAUGUGUACAGCAAUAUCCGCAUAAAGAAGAACUAUUGAGGAAUAUGAUGGGUUUGCUCGGAAAUGUGGCAGAAGUCGAAUAUCUUCGGAUCCAUCUUAUGCAGGAACGAUAUGUAACUGUCUUCGCCAAUCUGUUACGCUCUAAUAGUGAUGGAAUCGAGGUUCCAUACAAUGCUGCUGGUAUAUUGGCACACAUGGCAUCUGAUGGUGUCGACGCUUGGACAAUAGAAAAACCAACUCGUAAAGAGGUUCUUAAAUACAUGGUACAAGCAAUUGAAAGUUGGGACUUAAAUGCAGAACGUAAUAUUAAUUAUCGUUCGUUUGGACCAUUAUUACGUCUACUGGAUGUGUAUCAUACUCCUCCAUGUCAACAUUGGGCUGCUUGGGCUCUUGCUAAUCUCACUAAAGUAUAUUGUAUGUAUGCAAUAUUAAUAUUUUUUAUGUCAAACACUUUAAAUUAUUUGCUGUUUUAUAUCUGCUCUAUAUCUCUGUCUUUUGCUAUUUUACGAUAUAAUCCGAUUUUUUUAGCAUUCAAAUAUUGUGCAUUAGUAGUGAAAGAAGGAGGACUAGAGAAAUUACAUACAGUGAUAGCGGAUUCCAGACCAUACGAACGUAUAAAAGAACUCGCAAAUUUGGUGAUUGAAAAUUGCUGUCAAUACGAGAGCCAUUCCGACGAUGUAAAUGUUUCUCAUUCAGUCUUAGAUUCGGAAUAUCUACGUCUGGAUGGCUAAAAAAGAUCUUAGUAACAUCAUUAUGCACGUUGCAUAACUUAUAUCGUUUCUUUAGGCAAAACAAAUGAUUAGUAUUACAACAUUAUGAUUAGUAUUACAACUUGAACGGAUAAUAGCCGAGGAAUAAUUAUAUAGACGAAUCAGAAAAACAUGAGUGUGUUACAUUAACUUGAUAAUAAUAGAUCUGUUCUUUGUAGUUGUACAUGUCACACUUUCUGCACUUAAAAUAUGAAAUAAGUAUAUAUAAUUAGACGGGAAAAAAAAAGAAACGAUAAAAAGUACAAAAAGUGUAGCUACAAAGAACGAACCUAUUUUUUCGAUAAAAAAAAAGGAAAGGGAUGGAUGCUCAAUAUUAUAAUUACAAAAAGUUGUGUGUGCAUAUGUAUGUAUGUAUUUUUUUUGUGUUAUAUGUGUGCAUGGAUUUGUAUGAAGAAUACGAAGUAUUUUGAAACGAAUAUUCAAUUUUAUCCGCAAAUAUUCAUCUUAUGUAUUAUUGUUGAUAAUUAAUGAUGAAUUACACCGAGAAUCUUUCAUCCAAUCGAUACAUACGGUGUCACAAAUGUUUUGCCAUAAAAAAUAUUAUUUUGAAUACAUUCAAGCAAAUAUAUCUAGAUAUUUGUGCAUCGUAAUUGCUGAUUGUUGAUAAAUCAACUAAAUUUAUAUUGAUUUAAAAAACGGAAAGAAUACGGGUUGCUAUUUACUUUUAACCGAAUGUGGUUAUGCUCAUGCAUGUAAAAUAUACAGAUGCUAAAUUCAUUGCAGAUAACAUUCUCAACGAUGCAUUUGUCACGCCGUGUGUAUGUGUACAUACAUACAUAAUACGUUUUUAAUAUAUAGUCGAGUCUCCAUAUUCCGUACAUCUCUAUUCUUAGGCCCAGUUACACUAAAAUGUCACUUUGAUUUUAAGAGAGACUUAAAACUUUAUCUAUCUCGUUUUAAAACCAAAAAGAGACAGAGAAGAUACAGACAAAAUUUUAAGCCUCACUUAAAAUCAAAGUAAUGUUGGUGCAAUCAGGCAUUAGUAAUCUAAAUUUUUGAAAAUGAUUACUGAAAUCACGAAAACACAAUGGCUGCGUUUAGCAGAGAAAGCAGCUUUGCAACUGUGUAAAAUUCUUCAAUAUGAUUGGUCUUGCCCUUAGCUCCUCAUUGAGUCUAAAAGUAUAUUAAAAAAUUUUACCCAGUUGCAAAGCUGCUUUCUCUGAUGAACGCAGCCAGUGGAUUAGAUGAGAGGAAUGGAGGAGAGAGAAUAAAAUUUAUUUGUAAUAAUGAGCUAAAUUAAGGAGGUACGACUACAAAGAGCGAAAAUGAAUAAUCGCAGCUAAAGCUUGCACGUUUACUUGUCUUUAACUAAUUAUUAACUUUCGUACAAUAUGUGGAUGUUCGGUUUUUUCUCUUACUUUGAUUUUCCUUUUCUUAUAGAUAAUAGUAUAGAUAAUUCGUUCUCAUUACAUCAGGAUUUUUCCAAGACAUAAAAAUGUGACAGGCUUAGAAGAAUAUUAAAUGUGUAAAUAGAAUUGCAAAGGAGCAGUACAUUAGAUUUAAAUGUUUUGUAUGUUAUCGUUAUAAUUACUAUUAAAGAAUCCUUGAGAAAAUUAACUCUAUCAACUAAGUCCCAAUUGUACACGAUCAAACAUAUAUUUUCAUCGAAUUUUCAGAUUUUCAUAAGUUCUUGUUCAAUAACAAGAAUAUAUGAAGAAAUAAUUAUAGAUUAUUACCUGCGCCAAUAUAAUGUGACGAUGUAACACAUCAAUGCAUACCCGGUUUGUUCGAUGUAUAAUAUAGUAUUAUCUGAAAUCAUAAUAA
This is a messenger RNA of Atta colombica, 4975 nucleotides long. Its product is annotated as protein zer-1 homolog. Lineage: Eukaryota; Metazoa; Arthropoda; Insecta; Hymenoptera; Formicidae. The coding region runs from base 674 to 3172 and encodes 832 amino acids. Gene Ontology annotation, cellular component: Cul2-RING ubiquitin ligase complex. The transcript has 8 exons. The record is from RefSeq and is a predicted model, not a curated record.